Messenger RNA from Eremothecium sinecaudum, 1221 nucleotides. It is a transcript of the gene AIM22, whose product is annotated as putative lipoate--protein ligase. Gene Ontology annotation, cellular component: cytoplasm; mitochondrion. The record is from RefSeq and is a predicted model, not a curated record. The transcript has a single exon. Gene Ontology annotation, biological process: protein lipoylation. Gene Ontology annotation, molecular function: lipoyltransferase activity. NCBI's taxonomy places the organism in Eukaryota, Fungi, Ascomycota, Saccharomycetes, Saccharomycetales, Saccharomycetaceae. The coding region runs from base 1 to 1221 and encodes 406 amino acids.
AUGUUAAAACACGUUAGCAGGGUUUUAAGUCUUAGGAAGUUUCCUGUUGGGCUCAGACCCCUUUCUUAUAAGCUACCGAUUGAUUUGAGUACUCCAAAGGAUGAUAAAUACCAAGAACUCAAUAAUAUGUAUGUUGAGAUGUUUACAGAGGGUAGUUCUACGUCUGCUGGAAACACACAUAGUACUGAAGAUUGGCAGGGUAGUGAAAUUGAAAACCUCAAUCGUGAACUAAAUGAAAUUUGUAAUAUUCCUGUGUUGGCUCCUUCUGCGCUACAGGAAAAGGCAUCGGAAAGCGGACGCUUCAUAAUACGCAGUUUAUCCACCGAUCCAUAUUUUAACCUUGCAUUGGAAGAUUUCGUAUUCAAGAAAACCCCAUUAGCAUUAGGAUCUCCUCCAAAUGCUUUGAAAUCCGCUUUUCAAAGCGAAAGAUUGAUUUUCUACACGAAUCGCGACUGUGUCGUGAUCGGAAAGAACCAAAACCCGUGGAGGGAAGUAUAUCUCGACAAUCUGAAAGCCAGCGGCUUCGAAUUUAUUCGUCGUCGCUCGGGUGGUGGUGCAGUGGUUCAUGAUCUGGGGAACAUCAACUACUCGUAUUUGACGUCUCGUGAGAAGUUUGAUCGAGUCUUUUUCAAUGAACGAAUCGUCGAAUGGUUGAAGCCUUAUAACUCAACCAUAGCACUUAACGAAAGAAGCGAUAUCACCUUGGCGGGGAAGAAGAUUAGCGGUAGCGCCUUUAAGAUAGCAAGAGGGAAGAGCUACCAUCAUGGAACAAUGCUAAUUUCCUCACAACUGCAAAAGUUCUCGAACCUCUUGAAACCAAACUCCGUUCCAGGCGUUGAUUGGAAAUGUGCCAGUGUUCCUAGUGUAAGAUCUCAUGUUGAUAACCUAAUGGGGAACGGAAUUGAUACAGCAGACCAAUUUUGUGACAUCGUGGCUACUGGUUUUCGAAAGUUGAUGAACGAAAAUAUACCAUUGUAUUAUUGUGAUGAAUCAUCAGCUACCCCGGAGAUCACGAACACCAUGAACGAAUUAAAUAGCCCGGAGUGGAAGUAUAUGGGAGGUCCGAAGUUUACAGUAUUUUUGGCUGACAGGGAAUUCAAGGUCGAAAAUGGCUACAUAGUGGAAAGUAGUUUACAGCAAACAGUGGGACAGUCCUUCCAAGAUUUUGUGGUAGCAUUGAACAAUGGAGAAUACAGUGAACUAUGCGGUGUUAAGCUAUAA